Messenger RNA from Zasmidium cellare ATCC 36951, 1077 nucleotides. RefSeq lists its product as uncharacterized. The record is from RefSeq and is a predicted model, not a curated record. The transcript has 3 exons. Lineage: Eukaryota; Fungi; Ascomycota; Dothideomycetes; Mycosphaerellales; Mycosphaerellaceae. Bases 1 to 1077 code for a protein of 358 amino acids.
AUGGCAGACCUGCCAACCUCCGUCUCAGCAGAGGGCAUUGACAAGAACUCGAGGCUCGCAGACACAACUCCCGACAUCAAGUUCUUCUCACCAGACGAAUAUGACUUCCCAGUCAUCGCGUUCCGCUGCACAAACGCAGUCGGCACCAUCAUGUUUGCAAAGCGAUGGCUUCUGUCACAAUACGACAGCAACGCCUGGGGCGGACCCGAGAUCCUACGCCUGGAAACCCAAGAGGUGGAGAAGGUGAAGCACAGGGAAGAGGGCACGCUGUUGCUGCUCGAGCAUGCAUGCUGGAUCGAGGGUCGAAAGGGCCGAGUGCCCUUGAGGAUCAUGGCGCUGGUCAUGCCCAAGGACCCUCGCGUGCGGUUUUGGUACUCGAUUGCGUCCUUCAAGGGGCUGCUGCUUCGACUCGACGAAGAGGGCUUCAUCCAGCCGAGGAAGACGUUCGAGCCGAAGGUCAGCAGGCAUCAUCGGAGGUUGUUUGUUUGGAUGAGGGAUGCUUUUAUGGAUACGCUCAAGGUGCCUGAUCAUCCGGACUAUCUCAACGCCAUGGCCAUGACAGACUACUCCCCACCGAUCCUCCACCCCAGCGCCUCCCUCCGGCUAAUCGAAUCCUGCGAACCGCUCUACGCCUCCCAAAAAGACACACCCAAGGACCUCUCCCUCGACCGCUACAUCCUCGCGCUCCCACCUCCGGAACGCGAAGUCGCCUCCCAAGUCCAGCUCACCUGCGCCGAGUACCUGCUCCUCAAACGCAACUUCUUCAAGGACUGGUUCACCGAGGUGUACCGCUCGGAUAAGAAGGUCAAGGACGGCGAGGUCGUGCGCACGAACUAUGCGCAUGAGCAGUGGUUGGAGAGGGUGUAUGAGUGGACGGUGAGGCGGGCGAGGAGAUUGGUUGUGGCGUGGAAGGUUUUGGGGCUGUUGGAUCAGGAGAGGGUUUUGCCUUGGGUGUUGCAGGGGGGGAUGUUGGCUGAGGCCGUUGGGGCGAUGGAGGAGGAAGAUGGGGAGAGGGUGGAUAGAGAGGGUGGUGCUGCUGCUGGGAAGACGGUGGGGCGGCCGAGGAGGGCGAGAUGA